AGCGCAUCCGGGGCUGCAAUCCACAGUGCGAGGCUAGGCCAAUGUGUGGUGUGCUCCCAUGAUUGACUCUUGUCUCUCCGUUAGCGUUUCCCGUCGACUUCUUCUAGAUGCGCUACCUAUUGAUCACAGUUUUUCUUGUCUUCUUUUCGUUUGACUGGUCUAUCUUGGCUCAAGCAUCUGUCUUGCUGUUUCUGUGUGGUGUUGGGUUUUUGUCUGUAGCUGGAUAUUCUGGAGCUGUCCAGUCUAAUGAGCUGUUCCAGGUUGUUAGUCAAAGGCAUCCUGUGCAAUCUAGAACCUGUCUUGGACAACUUAGCGGAAGAUGCCAAGAGACACCACGUCAGUUAAGAAUGGACAAACGACUGACAGGAGCUACAAUAAUUGAUCAACCAAUGCAAGAGAUUCUUGAUCUCACUUUCAGAGACUGUGUUGAGUGGUGGUAUUACGAAUUUCUUGGAACAAGUCCAUUAUUUCUACACGAGCUUCGCCAACUUGCACAGCAUGUUGUUGUGGCAUUUGCUAAUAAGUCAAAGGAGACAGAUUGGGUGCCUUUCUUUACACAGCGACUUGUAGAUGACUUUGCAACACAUCUUCGUCUCUACAGAGCAGCGCAAGAAAUGGUCAUAAAAAAACAUGACAGUUUAUCACAAUCUAGCUCACAAAAGGAUGAAAUUGUUCAUGCAUUUUUUGAUGUUGAGAGUGAGUUGGAUAGUUCGCAUUCAUUCCGGAGUAUAUGCACCUCAUCAGAGAAAGAGCAAGAAUUUUUAAGAGAUUUGUCUGAGAUCUUGCUCUAUCUGCUCUUACCUCCAGAUGACUUCCAUAACAAAAUUCUUCGUCUCUUGGCUAGGGAAUUAAUUGUUGGUAGAGGCUUGUUGCCUACCAUUGAAGCAGUUUGUGAUUCUGACUAUGUCAACCAGACGAUAGCUUGGCUAUGCUAUGAUUGGGCAUUCACAUCAGAAGCGUUUGCUGAUAUUGUCAGACACAGUUUAGACUUGACUGAAGUAUCGGAAGUAGACAGUCAAGUUGAUGAUGAUAUUGGCAAGUUGAGAGCUAAAGAUCGAAUUGUAGCUGACUCUAAGGUGAAACAAAAAUUAAGCAGUCUGAAGUAUCUGAAAAAGUUGUGUUGUACAAGACAGAAAGAACUGCAGUGUGAAGUCAGUACUACUGAUGUUCACCCUUUGGGGAAACAUAAGGAAAACCAUACUGGAUUUGAACAAAUUAUUAUUCCUCUUAGUUCCAUACUUUCUAAUUCUUCAACAUUUUGUUUAUUCUCUGAUUGGAUUGAGUUUAAUGCAGAAGGAAAGCGUUUUUUGAACUUUUGGCAAAACAUUGAACUAAUUGAAAUUAUUCAAAUGGUUUGGAAAACCAGUAGAGUCCCUCAAGAUUGGAAAGACUUCAUUUUGAUCCCACUGUUAAAAAGACAUCCGUCAAGUACAUGGCAACAACUGUCAAGUAUGUGACAACAACCUUGGAAUCACUUGGUGUGUUCCUGGGAAGGUAGCAUCAUUCUCUUUAAUAAGUUGGUUGAAAAAAGUG
Corticium candelabrum is the source of this 1533-nucleotide messenger RNA. RefSeq names its product sorting nexin-13-like. Gene Ontology annotation, molecular function: phosphatidylinositol binding. The coding region runs from base 108 to 1457 and encodes 449 amino acids. The record is from RefSeq and is a predicted model, not a curated record. The transcript has 13 exons. Gene Ontology annotation, cellular component: early endosome. NCBI's taxonomy places the organism in Eukaryota, Metazoa, Porifera, Homoscleromorpha, Homosclerophorida, Plakinidae.